Molecule: messenger RNA, 1158 nt
Organism: Colletotrichum siamense
Lineage: Eukaryota; Fungi; Ascomycota; Sordariomycetes; Glomerellales; Glomerellaceae
Gene: put4-1-1
Product: putative proline-specific permease put4
Exons: 1
Coding region: 1-1158 (385 amino acids)
Biological process (GO): amino acid transmembrane transport
Cellular component (GO): membrane
Molecular function (GO): amino acid transmembrane transporter activity
Source: RefSeq, a predicted model, not a curated record
AUGCAAACGUCGUUAGAGCAAGACCCCAUCAAGGCGCCCCUCGGAAGCGACGGCUCACUGCCUGAGAAACACGAAGAGACACUUAGAAAAGUCGAGAGCAUCCAAGAUGGCGCUCAAGAGCCCAAAAGAAACGAAGAAACCCAUCGUGGUUUCAAGCCUCGCCACUCGCAAAUGAUCGCCAUCGGCGGCGCUAUCGGCACCUCCCUUUUCCUAGGCACAGGUCAGGUCUUACGUGUUGGUGGUCCAGGAUUUCUCUUGGUCUCAUACGGCAUUCUCUCUAUCUUGGUUUACGGUAUUGUGACCGGGAUCGCAGAGGUCGCAACCUACCUGCCUGUGCCUGGAGGAACCAUGAGCUACUAUGGGAACAAGUAUGUCUCGCGUAGCCUCGGCUUCGCGAUGGGUUAUCUCUACUGGUACUCGCUCGGAAUCUUGGUACCCUACGAGCUUGUUGCCUCGACGCUCUUGAUCGACUUCUGGAAUUCUCCCGUCAAUCCAGCUGUCUGGAUUACAGUCAUUCUUAUUAUCAUUAUCACCCUCAACUUUCUUCCGGUGCGCUUCUUCGGAGAAGCUGAGUUUUGGAGUGCUGGGAUGAAGAUCCUUCUAAUCCUUGGUCUUAUCUUCCUGUCAAUCGUCCUAUUUUUCGGUGGAGGCCCAAAUCAUGAUAGACUGGGGUUUAGGUAUUGGAAAGAUCCUGGUCCAGUGAACACCUACCUGGAGGAAGGCGAUAUCGGUCGGUUCGUUGCCCUACUCCAGUCCUUCGUUCUGGCUUCGUUCGCCUUCGUCCUAGCCCCGGAGCAGCUCAUCGUCACAGCCGGUGAGAUGCAGUCACCAAGACAGAACUUGCCUCGAGCUGCAAAACGUUAUUUCUGGCGGCUAAUCAUCCUAUUCAUGCCGACUGUCCUAGGUAUUGGAGUUGUAUGUCCCUCCGACGAUCCAAGGCUGAGCGUUUCGGGGACCGCAAGUUCACCUUUCGUCAUCGCAAUCCGCAACGCUGGUAUUCCUGUGUUGGAUAGCAUUGUCAAUGCGCUGAUCCUUCUUUCGGCGUGUACCGCAGGUAACGCUUUUUUGUACUCUGCAUCCAGGAACCUCUACUCUCUGGCUAUUGCCCGGCCAUAUUCAAGAGAUGCAACAACUACGGUCUACCCUAUUCUGCCGUAG